Messenger RNA from Myripristis murdjan (pinecone soldierfish), 2982 nucleotides. RefSeq names its product neuronal acetylcholine receptor subunit non-alpha-3-like. The coding region runs from base 239 to 1693 and encodes 484 amino acids. The transcript has 6 exons. The record is from RefSeq and is a predicted model, not a curated record. Lineage: Eukaryota; Metazoa; Chordata; Actinopteri; Holocentriformes; Holocentridae. Gene Ontology annotation, biological process: monoatomic ion transmembrane transport. Gene Ontology annotation, cellular component: postsynaptic membrane. Gene Ontology annotation, molecular function: acetylcholine-gated monoatomic cation-selective channel activity; transmembrane signaling receptor activity.
CCGCCGCUCCGACCGGAGCCACAGUAUGCGGACACCGGCCCCAGCGCUUCCACACUGGGAGACCCUGCCCUCGGUGAAACGGCGGCAGAUGGCUCGUUUUUCGCGUGGUUUUGAAUACUCAUGGUAACUUCGGUUUUAUUGCCAUCUCGGCGUGUUUAUUACUCAUCUCCACCUGAAAACACCGUUCAUACAGUGCAGGAGGCUCUAGGAGCGUGCAGGCGGACCGGGAGGGAACAUCAUGAAGUUGCAGGUCGCCCUCCUUCUCCUGUCGCUGUUGUGCCCGCUGUCUUUGGCCACCAUUCCCGCUCCAGGUGAGUUUGUGUCCCUGGCGGAAAUGGAGGAUGCCCUGCUCAGGAACCUUUUCCAGGGUUACCAGCGCUGGGUCAGACCCAUCCAGCGUGCCAACGAUACUGUUAAAGUUCGUUUUGGACUGAAGAUCUCACAGCUGGUGGACGUGGAUGAGAAGAACCAGCUGAUGACGACUAAUGUUUGGCUAUGGCAGGAGUGGAUUGACUACAAACUGCGAUGGAAUCCCGAGGACUACGGUGGGAUCACCUCCAUCAGAGUCCCAUCUGAGACGAUCUGGCUCCCGGACAUAGUCCUCUAUGAGAAUGCUGAUGGGAGGUUUGAAGGCUCCCUGAUGACCAAAGCCAUUGUCAAAUUCAAUGGAGCAAUUACCUGGACACCACCUGCCAGUUAUAAGUCCGCCUGCACCAUGGAUGUGACUUUCUUCCCCUUCGACCGCCAGAACUGUUCCAUGAAGUUUGGCUCCUGGACCUAUGAUGGCAACAUGGUGGACCUGGUUCUCAUGGACAACCAGGUGGACCGGAAGGACUUCUUCGAUAAUGGAGAGUGGGAGAUCCUCAGUGCCACUGGUGCCAAGGGGAACCGGAGGGAUGGCUUGUAUUCAUACCCAUUCAUCACAUAUUCCUUCAUUCUGAAGAGGCUGCCGUUGUUCUACACACUCUUCCUCAUCAUCCCUUGUUUGGGUUUAUCCUUUCUGACUGUCCUGGUGUUUUACCUUCCUUCAGAUGAAGGAGAGAAGCUGUCGCUCUCCACCUCUGUGCUAGUGUCGCUCACUGUGUUCCUCCUGGUCAUAGAAGAGAUCAUUCCUUCUUCCUCCAAGGUCAUCCCGCUCAUAGGAGAGUACCUGCUCUUCAUCAUGAUUUUCGUCACGCUCUCCAUCAUUGUCACUGUCUUUGUCAUCAAUGUGCACCACCGCUCCUCUGCCACCUACCAUCCCAUGUCUCCGUGGGUCCGCAGCCUCUUCCUCCAGAAGCUGCCGAGGAUGCUCUGCAUGCGUGGCCAUACCGACCGCUACCACUAUCCGGAGCUGGCCCCUGAAAGCCCUGAGCUGAAGUCCCGCUCUGGUGGUCGGAGGGGGGGCCAAAGAGCGAGUGGUGGAGCUCAUGGACAGACCACCUCUGAGGGGAAAGAGGAUGAGGCCUGGGCCACAAUGUUAGAAAAGGCGACCUACUCAGUCCGUUACAUCAGCAGACACAUCCGCAAGGAGCACUUCAUCCGUGAGGUAGUACAAGACUGGAAGUUUGUGGCCCAGGUGUUGGACCGGAUCUUCCUGUGGGCUUUCCUCACCGUCUCAGUGCUCGGCACCAUCCUCAUUUUCACUCCAGCUCUGCAGAUGUUCCUGAAAAUACCCCCUCCAACUGCAAGUGAGGAUCCACCUUCAAACUAGAAGUAAUAUCCAUAUCUAUUUAACAUGCAAGUGAUGGUCCACCUUCAAAAUCUGAAGAAGAGGCACUCAUUAGUGGCGCUUAUUGAGCCUAUACAAUGACAUAUUGAUUUUUAUUUGGUUAUUUGUAUUUCCCAGACACAAUAUGUGAAAUGUUGAGUAGUUCUCCAAUUCUUGCAGGUGGUGUUGCCCCGUAGCUUAGAUGACAACUGCUGACAGUGUUAAUAAGUUAAUUAUAUUGAACCCGAACGCUGCUUAGAAUGAAAAACUGCUUAUUUCAGUUUAAUUGCUGAAUCACACUCCAGAUCCUGUUAUUGACUCAAUUACUGUUAAUUUUUAGCUGACUACUUGGUUAUUGAUUUCAGCUAUUUGACUGACUGAAGCAAGACACCAUUUUCUCUUGCCUUCAUUAUUGUUUUUUUGCUUGUAUUGCCUUUGAUUUUAUGUGUGUUGUGGACUUGUGCUGUUGUUUGUAAUGUGUCAGUUUUAUUCACCUGGCUGCAAAAAUAGUUUCUCCGUGGGGAUAAUAAAUUUAAAAUCAUUUGGACAUUUUUUCUCAUUGUGUUACAAUGCACAGUGAUGAAAAAUGACCUACUAAAUUGCAGAAAGUUAAAAUACUCUUAAUAAUUUGCUUGGUGCAUAAUUAACAUAAAUGGAAACACUGACACAAUAUUGAGACACAAUAUACUGACACAAUAUUAUGCGGGGGUUGUUCUAAUUAUCACUUUUCAAAAGCACAAAUUAAUUCUUAGGUACAUUUUAGUGGUAUAGUAUAAAACAAGGAAAACAAUCCUGCAAGUUACCAACAACAGUUAAACUACCUGCACAUUCCUUAUGAGAUGCUUUACAUCUUUGCAAAUCUUUGAAGUUUCAAAGUUAGCCUAAGUUUGGGGAAUGAUGGCAGCAUCCACUGACUGGUUGAUCAGAGCUGUAUUUGUACGGUUGUAUCUGGGGAUCUAAUUACAGAGUGGUCGUCCUUUAUUCAGCUUGUUCUGUUUUUUGUUGUUGAAAAUUAUGUCCCAGUCUGUCUCACUAUUUUACCAGCCUCAAAUGUAAAAUUCGCUAUAGUUUUGGACACUGCGCAGAUAUUGCAUUACAAACUAUAUAAUGCCAAAUCUCAAUGAAUAAUUGAAAACUUGACAUUUUAAUUUCUUAUUAAUCUCUUAAAAAUAAUAACUCUAUGGAAAUUUUGUCAUAAACUUUUAAGUGACUUGCACCAUACAAUCCCCAAAGCCAUUUCUCCUGUUGUCCAGAUGUCUCUAAUCACAAUAAUAAAUUUGUUUUCAAAUACA